AUGGCCCAGUCCAUCAAAGACAAUCUCAAGGGCAACAGCGGUAUUUUAGUCACUACUGGAGGGGGUGCUUACCUCGACAACUCUCUCCUAGAUCCGUAUUUCAGUUGCAGCGCCCUCGACGUGCUUGCAAUCCAUGCAUAUGGCGUCGACGACUUCGCCACGUCGAAACUCCGAUCUUAUGUCACCAAAGCCAAAAACGCCGGCAAGAUGCUUAUUAUGCAAGAGUGGGGAGCCUGCUACACAAACGCUGAGAAUCAUAACUGCAAUGGUGGAAGCCCGCUCAGCACAACCGUCAGAGAUACCAGCAUACGCAAUUGGGCUGCCAGCAUCGACGCUGCUGGCAUCCCAUGGUUCUACUGGCAGAUUCUCCCUAAUCCUGAUUCGCAUUACGGAUGGGACUAUGAGGUCGGUAUUAAUGAUGUAAACUGGGAUGCUCUCAAGACUGCAGGUGUUGCUGCUGGUCAAGCAGAGUCCCAGUUUGACUUCGAUCGCUGGGUUCUGUGA
This is a messenger RNA of Colletotrichum spaethianum, 504 nucleotides long. RefSeq lists its product as uncharacterized. The coding region runs from base 1 to 504 and encodes 167 amino acids. Lineage: Eukaryota; Fungi; Ascomycota; Sordariomycetes; Glomerellales; Glomerellaceae. Gene Ontology annotation, molecular function: hydrolase activity, hydrolyzing O-glycosyl compounds. The transcript has a single exon. The record is from RefSeq and is a predicted model, not a curated record.